Molecule: messenger RNA, 1836 nt
Organism: Coccidioides posadasii C735 delta SOWgp
Lineage: Eukaryota; Fungi; Ascomycota; Eurotiomycetes; Onygenales; Onygenaceae
Gene: BDP1
Product: Transcription factor TFIIIB component B
Biological process (GO): RNA polymerase III preinitiation complex assembly
Cellular component (GO): transcription factor TFIIIB complex
Molecular function (GO): TFIIIC-class transcription factor complex binding
Source: RefSeq, a predicted model, not a curated record
GCCGACGACCGUGGUGGACGAUGAGCGCGACGACCGCAACGUGGACCACGCACGUAUCGCCGCAUUAGCCCGAGUGAGACUGCCAGACGCGGGCCAAACGCCGCCAUGGCUUCCUUCUCGAGCUCUGUCAUCAAUAAAUCCGGGAAAAAAUUCGCUCCCAAGAUACCAGCGCGUCGUGCGCCUGCUCCUUCCACUACCCCAGCCCCGCCAGCACGAGACACCACUCUGCAACCGUCGCAAGCAUCGCAAAUCUCUUCCCAAGCACGAUCGUCCCCACCGGCAACGGCACGUCCGGCACCAGCAUCUUCUUCGACUCCUGUUAAGUCUCCAGAACAUGCAAAACCGUCAGCUCAACCCUCUUCACCUUCGCCCCGAACACGUCGAAGCCCCGCAUCCCCCAAGGCCGUUCGCAUCCCCCUACCUUCAAGAAGGUCUUCCGUUUCCACGGCUCCUCAAACCCAGUCUAGUACCGUUAAAUCACCUUCACAAAAGCCAACGUCACUGGGGACAGGAAAUGCAGGAUCUACGUUAAUCAGUACUCCGAGAGCUGAUGCCCAAGGUGGCUCCCCAGCGCCAGGCCGUCCGAGCUUCGUGACCCUAGAUAUCACAGAGACCCCAGCGCUCUCUGAUUCGCAAACAAGCGUCCGCCCAGCAAAGCGAAUCAGAGUCUCGGAACCAGAAACGCGGAUACUUCCUCCUUCGCGCAGAGAAGCGGAGAGUCAGGCCAUAGCACCUACCGCAUCUGCUGCGUCUGUAACGCCAUCCGUGGAGUCGACGACAACCCAAGAUACUGAGGCUCCAGUCCCGGCCACUAAGAAAACCGCUACGUCAAAGAAGUCUAAGGCUAAGCGCAAAAGAGUAGCGGAAAAUGAGGGGGAGGAAUGUGCGGAGGAUUCAGUGAGUCCACGGAAACCCCGCGGCCGGAGGAAACGUGAGGAGACACCCGAAAACGCCGAGUCGAUCGAGAUAGUCUCGGCAGUUGUUAAGAUGUCAGAUCUGUGUAGAGACCUACGCACAGGGAGAAAGUCGAAACGAGAAAUGGAACUAAGAAGCAUGGAAGUUGCAGAAUUCGCAAGGAAACAAAGGGAGAGAGAAAGCAGGGAGCAGAGUACGACUCAAGACCAGAAAAAAGAUACGACCGAAAGGCAGUCGGAAUCAAGAGAACAACGGCUAAGUCGAGAUGAAAUAAAAGCCAGCGGCCCGCAAAUGCGUAUCGUGAAUGGAGAGAUCGUCUUGGAUACAUCUUCGUUGCAAAUGGACCGACAUGCUGAUGCGGCUCGGAAUGCGGAGGAGAUGGAAGAGGUGGUAGAGAACCCUCUAACACGACGCAUUAAUCAAGCAUCCUUCGGAAAGCGAACAAGAUACGAGGCGUGGGAUGAAGAAUUAACCGAUUUGUUCUACAAGGGCCUGAGGAUGUUCGGAACGGACUUUAUGAUGAUCAGCAAAAUGUUCCCUGGCCGGACGCGGAGACAUAUAAAGUUGAAAUUUUGCAAUGAGGAGAGAAAGGAUCCUGAACGGAUCAAGGAGACGCUACUUGGUCCUCGCGAAGCUGUCGACCUCGACGCAUACUCGGAGAUGACUAAUACAGUCUAUGAUGAUCCCAAGGUCAUCCAUCAAGAGCUGGAGGAGGAGAAGAAGAGAAUCGAACAGCAACAUGCGAAGGAAAGAGAAGCGCGUGAGGAGCAGCUUCGUAAUCCUGGCGAUGGAAAUGUACUGCCCAGUAUAGAAAAUGGGGCAGAUACGAAGCGAGGUCGGAGUCAAAAGAAAAAACAGGCCAAGUCCGCCCAAUUUGGUGGAGGCACUGAAGAGAUUCUUGGUACAAUUGAUGACUUUUAA